UUGGCAUUCUUUGCCUCCGUUAUAACUUCAGAGAGACCAGGGUGGAGAACACGGCACUCACUUUCGCGUACAGUGUCGUAAUGCUGGUAAUAGCUGUGUCCUACACGCCAAUUGCCCUGCAGAUUCUCUACUCGGACAUGGUGUUCCUGCGACAAAACGACCUGCUCACAUACGUAGGAUACAUCCGCUAUGGCGUCAUGUUGACCUGUGCUUUGGCCACUCUGUUCAUGCAAGUGAUCUUCAGGAGUGCCAUCAUUUCAAGUGUGAAUCAAAUGCUGCAUUUGAGCGGUCUACUGUUGGACCGCCCCAGCUUCGUCAAUGGCUAUGUCACGUGGAAGGUGGUUAGCAAGUGUCUUACUGUGGUCUUGCAGGCCCUGUGGACGGUCUUCCUGAUUGAAAACGAUAAUGCUGUGUCGAAUAUGUGGUACCUGGCCACCCUGGUCUUCGUUCACUAUUGCCUGAUGGUCUUGCAGAUGACCUUGAAUAUGCUCUACUUUGGCGUUCUGUUGAUAACUUUGCUCAUCAAACAGGUGAAUGCAAACCUUGUCGGGCUGCUACUGAACCUGCGAACUCUGCCCCAUCACAGAGGUGGUGUUAAUGCACAAUCCAGAGACAAGCUCUGUAAGGAUGUUGGCCAAUUAAUGCAUUUUCAUUACAUCUUGGUCAAAUUGAGCACGACCUACGUGAACUUAUAUGGCUGGCAGUUGCUCAGCUUCUUGAUGUCAGUGAUAAUGGAAUGUGUCACUCAGAUAUUUAUCAUGUACUUUGUGCCAGCCGAAAUGGCGCGCCGGGAACGCAAAAGUAAUGAUGCCGAAGCCAGACCGCCUCCCAUCCCAAUCAAUCCGUUCGCCCUGAUGUAUGUUAUUGGACUGCUGUGGGACAUGUUCCUCAUCGUUGUGAUGCUGGACGACAUGCGUUUGCAGUUCUUUCACACCCGUCACCUGUACACAUCGAGCAUUUGGCUGAGAGCCUUGGCAUCACCAGCGAAUGUGCGGUUGGAGGGCUGUCUUUCGCACUUUAACCUUUAUUUGCUGCACGCUCAACCUCGAAUAUCUUACUCGGCCUGUGGCCUCUUCACCUUUGAUAAAACUUUGAUUCUAGUGACGCUGGAGAGGAUAUUCUUGUAUUUGGUGUUGUUGAUUCAGUUUGAUUUGAUUACCAAUUAAAGUGGCCAUCCGCUUCGUCACCUUGGAUUAUGUUCAUGCCUUCGGCAGAGUGUUGUCUCAAUCUUGCUGUAAGCACAUCUGCUGUCCUUCACCACACGACAAACAAAAAAAUCAAAAAAAGCGAAAAUCCUUUGAAACGGCUUUAUCCUAACCACAAAAGAAUUUUGACACAUCGGUUCCAUGCAAUCAGAAAAAAUCUAGUCUUAAAGCAUAUUUAGGAAG
This is a messenger RNA of Musca domestica (house fly), 1388 nucleotides long. RefSeq names its product putative gustatory receptor 77a (gene Gr77a). Lineage: Eukaryota; Metazoa; Arthropoda; Insecta; Diptera; Muscidae. The transcript is spliced from 2 exons. Bases 81 to 1166 code for a protein of 361 amino acids. The record is from RefSeq and is a predicted model, not a curated record. Gene Ontology annotation, cellular component: membrane. Gene Ontology annotation, biological process: sensory perception of taste.